Molecule: messenger RNA, 468 nt
Organism: Sclerotinia sclerotiorum 1980 UF-70
Lineage: Eukaryota; Fungi; Ascomycota; Leotiomycetes; Helotiales; Sclerotiniaceae
Exons: 3
Coding region: 1-468 (155 amino acids)
Biological process (GO): mycotoxin biosynthetic process
Source: RefSeq, a predicted model, not a curated record
AUGUUCAAAGUUCUUGGCACCAUGUGGUUUCCACUCAUUACCAGAAAUCCUUUUUACACACCCCUCACAACCGGCCCUGACGAAGAGGCGGAAACACACGUGGGUGUUAAGUAUGAAGAGAGAAAAUCAAAAUGGAACAUCCUGCUUAUUCUGACGGCAUGUUUCGCAUCCGCUGCCCUAGGUUUUGCCUUUGCAAGAAUCUUAAAUACUCAUUCCAUCGUUCUCACCCCUUCCGGACCUCAGUGCACAUUACUUGUUGAGGAAGAGCUAGAGCCUCAUAUGCAAAGAAGCCAUAUGAGACAUUGUCUUGAUUUUUUGAGGCAGAGUUUGAUGUGUUGCGGGGAUAGUAGUAUUGAGAAAGUUGAUCCUGAGUUGAAGGGUGUAACGGGCUGGGGUACUGAGCAUAUAUGUACGAGUUGGGAACAAUUGCAGAAGUGGGUUGGAGGGAGACAGAGGUUGGACCGUUAG